AUGGCGGACACCGCAAGAGCAAGAGCGCCGCCUCCCAACCGCAGCCUCCCGGAGGAGAUCCUCAUCUGGGAGAUCCUGGUCCGCCUGCCCCCCAAAUCCCUCCUCCGUUGCCGCGCCGUCUGCCCCGCCUGGCGCCGCGCCACCUCCACCCGCGACUUCCUCCUCGCCCACCACGCCCGUCAGCCCACCCUCCCUCUCCUCGACGACUUGAGCAGCAUCGGCUACGGAGGCCACUCCUUAGACACCAUCCCCACCCCCUCUCCCUUGGAGCACCAGGCCGCCACCGGCCGGCUCCAGUCCGUCGUGCGAUUUGAUGAUGCCUACUUCCGCCUGUUCGCCUCCUGCGACGGCCUCCUCCUUCUCUCCAUGGCCACUGGCUACUUAGUCCUCUGUAAUCCGGCGACUCGUCAGUUUGCUCGUCUCCCGCUCCUUCCUGGCUUCAUACCCUUGGGGAUGUAUCCACACAGCCCAACUGGAACUGGGGAGUACCGACUAUUGCUCUACCUGUCUUCCUCGGAACGGGCACCUGACGCUCAAGCUGGCUGCUACAUCCUCUCUCUAGGCUCCGGCCAGCUGCCCAGGCACAUAGGGUGCAGGGAUGUGGAGAGACUCAUAAACACCUUCGGAUCUGUCAUGUUCCAUGCUAGCCUACAUUGGCACCGGCACAAUGUGAUAAUGGUAUUUGACACCAUCACCGAGUUGUUUCGUGAGAUGUCUGCUCCGGUUGUUCCUGGCCCUGUCAACCUGUUUGAGAUGGAUGGAAUGCUUGCCGCCUCCAUCUUCACUGAUCCAACGACAUCCAUUGAUAUCUGGAUGGCACAGGACUAUGACAAUGAGGUUUGGGCCUUCAAAUAUCGGGUCAAUUUGCCGGUUGCAGAGCUCACUGCACAGUUUGGGAAGAUUAACAAACGUUGCUGUGUGGUGUUUGCCUCUUCGGAUGGUCAUGCGCUUGUGCUGGCCAAAUUUGGAGAUUGGCUGCUUCAGGUUGAUAUGGAUGGCAAGUUGGUUGCCAGUUUCCAUGGCAGAGGCAUUGGUCCUACUCAAAAUCGGCUGAAACAAUCUCUUGUUCAGCAUACCUUCUUUCCCACACUUGAGGGUUAUGUUGUCAACGCGUCGCCUUUCAUCUGA
Messenger RNA from Triticum turgidum subsp. durum (durum wheat), 1128 nucleotides. NCBI's taxonomy places the organism in Eukaryota, Viridiplantae, Streptophyta, Magnoliopsida, Poales, Poaceae. The record is from the annotation of a GenBank genome assembly.